AUGACCAAAUCUCCUUCUCCAAACUCAGAGAUCACCUUGCUACUCCGUCCCCACGUCGUCAAGCGAGAGUCCUCCGCCCUCGAACAGAACUCUUCGAUCCCCGUCGCAACCCCGUCGUCAGCCACUCGACAAACCGCCGCCCUUCUUCUGCGUUUGAGGGACCGCGUAGUUGACUCUGCUGACGAUGAUGAAUAUCUGGAGCCGGAAGAGGACGUCCCAAUGGAGGACGAACUGGAGCAGGACGAAUUGAGUGCAGAAGAUGAACAGGAAAACCCGGUAGAACCGGAAUCAAACGAGUUUCCCGGGAUCGAAGACCUGGGUUCGAGGCUAGCACAGUCUCGAAUUGUGACCAAUCCUGUUCCUCCCGCUACUCCCGCGCGGCAAUCCAGCGACGAGCUGCAAGAAGUGGGGUAUCUCACUCCGUAUGUCGCCUCCGCCAAGAGCAAGAAAGUCGCUGUUGGCGAUCGUGUGGAGAUUUCGCCCUCUUCGGUGACGGUCAGCAAUGGGACUGUAACCGUGUCUCACGGUUCGACCGUCACUCGCUUCCAUGACGUACGGGUUCGAGCGUCUCCUCACCUGUCCAGGGGUCAAUUGAUCCUCGCCACAUAUCUUCAGAAGAACAUUGGAAACCGUGCCUCAAACGUUCAGGCUCUGUGGACCGGUAUGCUGGCUCUGCUAAAAGAUCCAGACCUCGUGCUAGCAGAAGUGGAUGUCGAAGAUCGCUGUGAUGGGUGUCGCAACAUCCAGACCAAGUUCCUCCCCCCCACCGUGAAGAAGAUGUCGUGUAUGGCCCCCUUAUUCGUCGCCCCGGACGAUUCGAUCCAUAUUGGUGGCAAAUGUUACUAUUGCCAACUAACCGCUCGUCCCUGUUCCCUCGCUUCGUCCGGCAAACAUGGCUCCCGGUCAGCGCCGAAAAUCACCUAUCCGUUCCAUCGGUCCAUGUUUCGGGGGUUCCAAGUUCUUGGGGGGAUCCUAGUGUCAAUGGUAGACGAUGGGAAUACCUCCCUUUCUCAGCUGGGGGUGACGGGUUUGAAGGAAUUAACUAGAAUGGCUAAGGACCUUGAUCGCUCCAAAAUGGUGCCGGGAAUGUUCGAAGAAGCGGACGACGUCCUCGCUGUGUCCAAGAAGAGACUUCCCAUCCCUCGUUAUCAUUGGAGGUAUCGUCCUGUCCGGCAUCCGUCCGACUCCGAGUACACUGAUGAGGACCGCCCCUCUAAUCCUUCGGACUUCGAAUCAGACGAUGCGUUCGUCGAACAUGACCGUUCGACUAAGGGAAAAGGGAAGGAGAAAGCUGCUGUCCGGCCACAGAAGGGAAAGAAGGGUAAGGCUGUGGAAAGGAAGCGAAAACGCGCGGUGGAGGAUGAGGAGGAAGAGCAAGAAGAGGUCCAACGGGUUUUGCGUCCUCGAAGGUCGAAGGCUAUCCUUCGAUCGUCCUUGGUAACGGCGCCCAUCGACGAAGGAGAGGAAGAGUGGGAACCCGACUUCGAGACUUCCGGCGAUGAAGAUGAAGAGCACGCGGGUCCGUCGACUAGGGAGGCGAGGAAGAGAAGCGUACGACGGCGUGGAGCCAGUGGGGCGGUCGAACCAUUGGGUUCGGAGUUCAAUCUGCUUACUGAGCCUUCUGGAUGGAAUCGCGAAGGAGCUUAUGCAGUGUGUCGAACGCCUGCAUUCGGUGAUGUGCCUGGGGAGAUGGUAAUGGUACUGUUCCAACCAUUGAUUAACCCGCUCUGUCUGGCCGUCAGUCUGUGGGUGGAAGGCCGUCGAAUAUCGAAGAUCGACCCUCAAGUAGGUGGAUAUUGCCUUCCAAAAUCUGGAAACGAAGAUGCUUCCUCUAUCGGAAGUGAUGGUGUCGGGUAA
This is a messenger RNA of Tremella mesenterica DSM 1558, 1857 nucleotides long. RefSeq lists its product as uncharacterized. Lineage: Eukaryota; Fungi; Basidiomycota; Tremellomycetes; Tremellales; Tremellaceae. The coding region runs from base 1 to 1857 and encodes 618 amino acids. The record is from RefSeq and is a predicted model, not a curated record. The transcript has 8 exons.